AUGGCUGAUCUUUUAAAAGUAUACCUCAGAUAUAUUUUAAUGGUCAAACUCUCAAACCGUGGUACUUUCUCUGAUGGUGAAGAUUUCGAUGGUGAUUCAGUAAAAUAUCAUGAUGAUAUGUGGACAGCUUUCAACGAAAGCUACACGAAAGACGCUCACGCCGUGGAGGUAUCAAUGGUUCUUUUUGUUGUAGAUUUGAACAUCGCAAAAUUAUUCUCACAGUUCAGAAACAGGUUAGCACAUCCAACCAAUAAUACAAUGACGUCAAUCAAUGAUACAUUAAAUAAAUUAAAGCAAAGAGAAGCUGAAUUAACAGAAAUGGAUCUUUGGGAUUAA
Messenger RNA from Dictyostelium purpureum, 336 nucleotides. RefSeq lists its product as uncharacterized. The record is from RefSeq and is a predicted model, not a curated record. Bases 1 to 336 code for a protein of 111 amino acids. The transcript has a single exon. Lineage: Eukaryota; Evosea; Eumycetozoa; Dictyosteliales; Dictyosteliaceae.